Fomitopsis serialis is the source of this 1183-nucleotide messenger RNA. RefSeq names its product SGNH hydrolase-type esterase domain-containing protein. The coding region runs from base 42 to 1013 and encodes 323 amino acids. The record is from RefSeq and is a predicted model, not a curated record. The transcript is spliced from 4 exons. Lineage: Eukaryota; Fungi; Basidiomycota; Agaricomycetes; Polyporales; Fomitopsidaceae.
CGUGGUGGUACGUCUGAGUUUCUAUCUGCGCUACAGGGCUGAUGUUGCCAGCAUAUAGGGGCUCUUCAGGCUUCAAGUUGCAUGUCGCCAACCUGAAGUCUCUCUCUCUCACCCUGGGCCCGAACACGACGGCACCUCUCGUCUCUCUCGGCAUCUCGGUUGACUACCAGCCUUUCGUGACCGUCAACGUCUCCGAAGGCGUAAACGAAAUCGAUGUCACCGGAGCCAACCCGUCGUCAUCGGUGGUUAGGUUCAACGUGGAGGAGUGGCAGGACAAUCGCAUGAACCUCGAGACCAUCGAGCUGAACCCGGACGCGGAACUGCUCCCGUACGUCCCGCAACCGCUUGCCUUCCAGUUCAUCGGCGACUCGCUCUCGGCCGGCCAGUUCCUGCCCAUGGGCGUCGACCAAGCGUGGAACUUUAUGACGGCAGAAACGUUCAAGGCCGAGCACCGCAUUAACGCGCAGCCAGGUGCCGCCCUGACCGACAUGGAAUCGUAUGGGAACGUCCACGGCGUAUCUUUCCAGUACUUCCGCACGGAGGACACGGGCUAUUAUAACACUCCCCAGCACAAUUAUACAACGCCAUGGGACUUUCUGCGCGACCAGCCGCCGCCGACUCACUUUGUGAUCCACAUCGGUGCGAACGACGCGUCGUGGGACGUCCCCGAGGCGAACUUCACCCAGACUUACCUGGCGUUCGUGGAGCGGAUUCGUACCAUGUACCCGGUCGAGCCGAUCUUUGUGUUCACUCCCUGGGGCUGGCCGCAGCCGGACGGCCCGAACUCGUAUUACUAUCCGAACGCCUAUGCGGAUGUCGUCGCCGCUAGACAUGCACUCGGCGACGAGCAGGUCUUCCUGGUCAACACAACGGGCUGGGUGGACUACUCCAAUGUUUACCCCGGGAAUAUCCAUCCGAACGUCGAGGGACACCAGAAGAUCGCUGGCUUGUUCCAGACUUGGUUGCGGGACUGGGGGCUGCAGUCCGUACCGGAGUGGUUGACACCUGCGUAGAGCAUCUGGAAAUACUGUAUAUGUUGUACUUCUACGGAUAGCGCUCUCGCGGACGAGCACCAGCGCCACCACAUUGUGACAGUACUUUUGUGUUGCAGUGAUCUUAACCUGUUGGCAUCGCGGUCCUGGAGAGUCGCACAAGAGGUAAGACUCAGUACUCAGUACUCGGC